CUUUUUCAAGACGUACAGGCACCUUAAAAUGACCUCUGCGAUGUCAGACUGAUGUGAUAGCCGCUGGCUGCUAUCAUGAGAAGAGGAGGCAGCCUGCAGGAGCGCCAGCUGAAAGCAGAAGGGCCAGAAGCAGUUACAGGGAAGCCACACAGUAUCUACACUGACACACCUGUGGCAGCAGAGACGCUGCUCAUCAUCUCCUCAUUCCUGCAGUCCACCGACCACACGCAUCCCAUCGAGAGGCUGGAGGGCGGUCUGGCGGCGGCGUGCAGGGCUGACGGUUCGCUGCUGGGCUCGGAGGACACCGGGCUGGACCCCCAGCGCACACGGCAGGCCAUCGCACAGCUGCAGCAGAAGAUCCUGAAGCUCACGGAGCAGCUGCGCAUCGAGCAGGCGGCCCGCGACGAGAAUGUGGCCGAGUACCUCAAACUGGCCAGCAAUGCCAGCGACAAACAGCAGAGCUCCCGCAUCAAACAGGUGUUUGAGAAGAAGAACCAGAAGUCUGCGGCAAGCAUUGCCCAGUUGCAGCGUAAGCUGGAGCAUUACCACCGGCGUCUGCGUGAGGUGGAGCACAGCGGCGUGCAGCGGCAGCCCAAAGACAUGCUGCGGGACAUGCAGCAGGGCCUGCGAGAUGUGGGCGCCAGGGUCAUCACGGGCCUCAGCGAGGGGGUGGUGGACAGCGUCAAGGGCGGACUGUCCAGUUUCUCCCACGUCACGCACUCAGCCGCCGGGGCCGUGGCCUCCAAACCUCGUGAGAUCGCCUCACUGAUCCGCCACCGCUUCGGCAGUGCUGAUAACAUCAGCGUGCUGAAGGACGGGCCGGAGGAUGCCGAGGAUGGUGUGGCCACUGCUGGACGCUCUCUGGGAUCCGCUGGCGGACACCUGCAGUCCAGCCCCAAGUUCGGCAGCGAUGAGGACUGUUCGAGCGCAACCUCGGGAUCAGUGGGAGCCAUCAGCAUGACGGGGGCCCCCGGGGGCCCGCCCAGCUCCAGAGGAAACACACUAGAACGGGGCCACAGCGGCAGCCUGGACAUGUUGCUGCAGGAGCUACUAAGGUUUGGCUUUUUCCUCUUAGAUGGUAAAAGUUCGAGAAGGGAAAUGAAGGAGAGGGAGAAUCGGCCUCAUGUACAGGAAGUUACCGUGUUUGUGGCGUUGUGUUUCUGUAGGUGUGAGCGCUUAGAGGAACAAGUGAACGAUCUGACGGAGCUCCACCAGAACGAGAUCCUGAACCUGAAACAAGAGCUGGCCAGCAUGGAGGAGAAGAUCGCGUACCAGUCCAACGAGAGGGCCCGAGACCUGCAGGAGGCUCUGGAAGCGUGUCAGACGCGCGUCUCUAAGAUGGAGCUGCAGCAGCAGCAGCAGCAGGUGGUUCAGCUGGAGGGCCUGGAGAACGCCACGGCUCGCACACUCAUGGGCAAACUCAUCAACGUGCUGCUGGCUCUGAUGGCCGUGCUGCUGGUCUUCGUCUCCACCAUCGCCAACUGUGUGGUCCCGCUGAUGAAGACACGCAGCCGCUCCGUCUCCUCGCUGCUGGUCUUCCUCCUCUUUGCCGUGCUCUGGAGAAACUGGGACGCUUUCUCAGGACACACCUCCCGCCUCCUGCACGUGCCCAGAUGAGCGCACAGAAGACAUGCUGGUUUCAGACCAUUUUGCACAGUUUUUCCCUUUUGAAUGCCUUUGGAGCAUUGCUCUGGAAUGAGAUUAAUAUUAAUAUUAUUCAUAUUUCUAAUAUAAUUUAGCUGAAUGUAGCAGUAGCUCACACAAAAAUGAAAAAUCUGUCAUCAUUUCCUCAGUGUUGUGAGUAAACGCCCGUAUGCUGCUAUUUUUUCUGAUGAACACAAAGGGAGAAAUGUUGAUGUCCUAUUGACUCAGAAUGAUGAGGAACAUGUGAAUGAACAGAAAGGGUGAACUGAGCUGCUCUAAAACUUCUCCUGUGUUCAUUGAAAGAAUAACAUCAUACAUGUAUUAGAUCUGAGGGGGAGUGAGGCGAGUGUUUGGUUGGAGCGUGUGUUCAUCGGUCUGACUGAAGUGAUGAUUUGAGCUGGUUUCAUGGCGUCUGAAGGAAGACUCAAGCCUCAGACAUCAUCCUCUGCUUUCAUUACUCAUCAUUUUCAAGAGGUCAAAGGAUGUUGCUGUUUACUAGCAUUAUCUGAUGUAAAACACUGUUAAAUGAAGUAAUACUUUAUUGAAUAUUGCACCGCCUUACUGGACCUGUGACAGACAGCAGAGAAAGACAAUGACAGUAGUAGCUGUGACUGCUUAUUCAUAAUGUCUGUAAUAUCACAGUGCAGUGUUUCUGAUCUGGUGUUUUGGCGUUAUGAUGGAGAGGGUUUUGUGAUGAUCUGUAGGUUCUUAUGUCUGCUGUAGUGAAUGAUGGAUCAGGAUUCAGGACUGUUCUUAUGAAUGGAGACGCUUGUGUGUUUGAUCAUAAGCUGGACAUAAGCUGACCGAAGCUCCUCACACCUCCACUCGUGUGUCAUUCAGAUCUUAUGAACUGUUAGCACAGUCGUUUAACUGUACAGUAAUAAUGUUUAAUAGUUCUGUUUCAGUCAUUUAAUAAUCCUCAGGGGAAAGUCCUCUGCUGAAGCUUUAUUGUGUAUGUGAGUGUGUGUGUGUGUGUGUGUGAG
Molecule: messenger RNA, 2627 nt
Organism: Sinocyclocheilus anshuiensis
Lineage: Eukaryota; Metazoa; Chordata; Actinopteri; Cypriniformes; Cyprinidae
Product: transmembrane and coiled-coil domains protein 1-like
Exons: 7
Coding region: 76-1617 (513 amino acids)
Cellular component (GO): endomembrane system
Source: RefSeq, a predicted model, not a curated record